AUGGGACAAUCAAUAUCAUCAGGAACAAUAGAUGGCCGAAGAGCUGCGGAACUCCGACUGCUCAACGAUGAUUUUAUCGAAGCGGAAAUUGUGCUUAAGAAUUUGCAACUUGCUCAAGAACGUGCCGUUAAGUUAGUUGAGCAACAAGAACGCUUUUCAUGGGAAUUUCUUGGUAUUGGCACUAUGGCAAUCAUCUUGGUAGCAGCCGGUGCCAUCAGUAAACGAAAGUACGUUCAGGAUUUCGCUGUCCCCAUUGCACCUCUUGUAAUGGGGCUUGGGUACAGAUAUGAUUGCGCAUUCGGGAGGAAUCAUGAGGUUGUUCGAGAUAAUGCCGAGUCCAUGCUCAAGCGAAACGAUGACCGAUUGCGACUUGUUGGAGGACCUCUUACGCUCAGAGAUGUAGACGCAUAUCGGGAACGACAUUUUCAGUAG
This is a messenger RNA of Haemonchus placei, 432 nucleotides long. The record is from the annotation of a GenBank genome assembly. Lineage: Eukaryota; Metazoa; Nematoda; Chromadorea; Rhabditida; Trichostrongylidae.